CAUCCGCUUGUGUUUGUUUUCCUCUCUGUGCUUUGCAGUCCAACUCAAAAAUGAGCGACUUUCUGCAUAUUCUGCUUCAUGUAAUCGGUCUGCUUUAUUUUGCCCCUCAUGCAAAGACCACUGAACCUAUUUAUGACAUCACAGACCCAGCGUUUAUCGAUGAGUGCGUCAAAGAACACAACAGACACCGAGCCAAUGUGAAGCCUUCUGCCAGCAACAUGAGAUACAUGACAUUGGAUGAGGGUUUGGCGAUAAGCGCACAGGCAUGGGCGAGUAACUGCGUCCAUAAGCAUAACCCUUAUCUUCAGCAGCCGGACAGAAUGCAUCCCAUUUUUACACUUGUGGGAGAAAACAUCUGGGCCCGUACCCAACAAAUAAACUUCAAAGUGCAGUCUGCUAUACAGUUAUGGGUGGAUGAAGACCAUUAUUAUAACUAUGAUAGCAAUGAGUGCUCCAAAGUAUGCGGCCACUAUACACAGGUUGUCUGGGCGGACACUUACAAAGUUGGUUGUGCUGCACAAGCAUGUCAGAAUGGUGUUGCUGAAACAACUUUUUCAACAGUUCCUGGAAUCGUAUUUGUGUGCAACUACGCAACAGCAGGAAACUAUGCUGGUGUGUCUCCAUACAAAAAGGGCAAACCGUGCAGUGGUUGCGGCACAGAGACGUGUGAAAAUAACCUCUGCCGAAACUCAACACGGGAUACCCAGAAGAGAAACCCGACACGGGAUAUCCUGAAGAAAAACGCAACACCGGAAAUCCUGAAGAAAAACUCAACACCGGAUACCCAGAAGAGUAACGGGGACCCGGAGCUCUCCUUAUGUGAUUCAUUCUGUACAUCUCUUCUGGUUAUCAGACCUGUGUCCAUUAUGUUCAUAUUCAUCAGUGUUUUCUGCCUGCAGCAGUAUUAUCCACGUCUAUUUAUAUAUGAGUAAAACCAGCAGCUUCACCAAAUCAACCUUUUAGUUUGCUUGUACAUUAUUGCAAAAAAAACUUUCCUUUUAAAUAGUACAAAAUAUAAUGUGAAACAAUCCAAAACUAUUUACAGAUAUCAAAGUCAACAGUCGGAUUGAGUGAAAAAAGAAAUGCAGGGUAGCAUUUUGGUAUCUGUUGUUAUAUUCUGCACAUGUUGACAAGUGUAAUGGGGACAUAAUGAUAUCAAUUUCAGACUGUGUACAGCACACAACAAUAUACAUUUUUUUUAUGGCUGGUUUCUUUUUCGGGGGGAAUAAAAGCUUUUUGGUGCACCUCUUGCCUCUUUGAUAAAGCUUCAGCCUGUUUCACCUUUAGACAAAAAAAAUGAAAACAUAAAUAAAUUAAUAAUAAUAGCAAUGAGUGGAUCAGCUGAGUGAAUCUGUUAAGUGAGAAUUAGUUAUUAGUGAAUCAGGGCCUGUUUACACUGAAAACUUAAAUAUAUUUUAUCCACAAACACACACUCAAGCUUUUCGUCGCUGUCCAAUGAAAACCAUGUAUGUCCAUUUUGCCGAUUUUGAGAUUUUUGCUGAAUUGAAUGUCCAGGUUAAUUUCCGUAUGCAGUAUGCUUCACACAUCUAAAUGGCCAAUGAAAACUUGUGAAAUCAUGUCAUCUGAUUUUCACGUAUAUCCAUUUGGUGUCAAUCACGCCGUGUAUCUCUCGCCCUGUGGAAGCAUUUCACCAGUCUCGUGAAGUUUCAUCGAAGCUCAGCACUGGAUAGCCGAAUAAACAUAGCCUGGUGAGACAAUGACUUUCCUUCAUUGAGGUAAACGUUUCCCCCCUGAUGCCAGACGUACGUCUAGGAGUGACAAAAUUACGGUAGAACUGUACAAAGUGCACACUUGUACUUUACAUUCAGAUUGAGGAGGUGGGAAUGGCAUGUACUCCUUUUUGGCGUCUUCUUCUUAGGCUGUUUGCGUUUGGAGAAACUCUUUUAUGUCUAGCCUGACUACGUCAGACUUUGUACUUUACCUAGCUUCUGUACUAAGUCUGAGAUAUCUACAAUUUUAACCGUUUUCCUCCGGCCUCCAAACCGCCGGCCCAAUCACUGAACAGAGGGCGGGCUGAGAGCCAUGACGUAGACGCUAAGCACCAAAUGUAAGGUUGUAGUUUAGAAAGCUAUUCGCUCUGUUGUGGAGAAAUCGUUGAGGGGAAUUUCAUUGUUCACAGUUAAUGGUGGAGUGGGCAAUCAUUCUUUGGUGACGUUCCUGAUUAAACGGAAAAUAAGGUAGGAAGAUUUUGAGAGGAAUGAGGGGGGUUCCUACACUUAGUCGUAAGUGGAAAGAUACCUUAAGAAUCGUGUUCAACUAGCUCUGGCACGAUUCACUUCACAUAAUCUGCAAAAGUCGUUUACAGCCGUAAAGACGUAUAGCUCCGGGUGACUGCUCACAGACAAUAUCAAGCGUUCCUUCAGGUUGAAUGAGUGACCAGCAAGCAGGCCUCUGAUUGGUUAACGCGGCGCGAAAUUCCGUGAAAGUUAACAUUUUUCAACUCGGGCGUCAGCCGGCAAUUCGCGUCAAACACUACGGGGCGGUUUCCCAGACAGGGAUUAGCCUAGUCCUAGACUAAAACAUUUUUAAGAGCUGUCCAAACUGAAAACAACUUGCACUGACAUAUCUUAAAGUACAUCAGGGCCCUUUGUUUUGCCUCAAAAUGCACACAAGUAAUGUUUUUAGUACGGCAUAUUUAUUAAAACUAGUUAUAUUUCCUAAUUAAACUAAGGCCUAGUCCUGGAUUAAGCUAAUCCCUGUCCGGGAAACCGCCCCUAGAGGUAAUCACAGCACCACUGUGUCUUUUGCUGGAAGUGUUGGCAUUUUAUAAUGCUUUGAUACAAUGAGAACCGUUUAAUAUAACCAUUAGUGGGAUUUGAACCAAGACUUUGAGGAAUGAAAAGCAAUUGUUCAACCACUGAGCUAUUGAAUUGGAACAGUUUAGCUUUGAAUUGCUUUAUAUGAUUUGAAACAUAAGCACAACACAUUUUAAACUUUGAGACAUGAAAGAGUUUAACACUCAGUGUGGAUUUUCUCUGUGGGAUUUGAACCAGGACUUUAAGAUAUGAAAAAAAAAACACUUAAACACUAUAAGCUAUUGAAUAUGCAUAGGAUGGUUUAAUAGGAUGAAUUUGGUUUCUUUGCUUGUGAUUUUAGUAAUAUUAAAUUGUGGGAUUUGAAAGACAGUUGUUCAACCUAUUGAUCUUUCUUCAGUUCUUUGUUUUAUAUGUAAGAAAAACCUGUAACAGUCGGAUUUGAACCAAGGCUUGAGGUAUAAAAGACAACUGAUAUUCAACCACUGAACUAUUAACUUGUGAGGGUUUGAUGUGAAUUUUCCACAACUUUGGGGCAAAACAAAAAAGUGAAAGUCUUGCAUUAUUAAACUACUUGACACUUGCUCCUGUACUUAAAUCAACUGGAUUUCAAUCAAGACUGUAUAAUGAAGACAAGAGUUUAACUCCAGCGUUAUCAAAUUCUGAACAUCUUAUCAAAAGAUAAACAUUGGGUUCCUCAUUGUAAUGCACAAUAAUCGCCACAAGAGGGCCCAACAAUAGUAAAGAAUGGGAUUUCAGCCAAGAUGAGCAAGUGCCAGAAACCCUUGGGCUAUUAAAUUUGCAGUGGUGUACAGCUGUAAGUAUUUAUUUUUAUAUCGUUAAGGAUACUUCCAACCUCUCAGAUCUGAAUCAAGACUUUCAAGAACAGAAGUUUAACACAAUAAGGCAUGGGUGCCCAAACUUGGUCCCAGAGAGCCGGUUUAGGUGUGUUUGAUUAGGGACACCGGCCCUCUGGGACCGAGCUUGGGCACCCCUGACUUAAGGUACUGAAUUUGCAGUGUUGACAAAUAUAAUAAAAACAAAUCACCAUUGUAGGCACCAGCAAGAGUCCAUUCAAGACACUACAAGAUUUUAAUGUUUUUAUCAGGGGCUUGAACCUAGGUUUUGAUCAUUUUUUGUCAAGCACCCACCGCACUGAGAUACCAGCACCUUAAAUUGAGCUUUAUUGUCAUUCUGCUACAUUAGUGAACAUAAAUGUCAUGUCUUUGUAGAACCACGGUGCUACAUAAAUAAACAUAAAUGUUUUGGUCUUUCUGAUUUAUUUCAUGUCUAUUUAGAUUUGUUGGCUAUUGUUUUUCAUUGUGUAUUCUGUAAACAAUAUAUAUUGUUUAUCCAUGUAUCAAAUAUUUACUUAGUUUUAUCAAUAUCAAGAUUUUGUAUGAAGUUAUAAGUCUUUGAU
Molecule: messenger RNA, 4194 nt
Organism: Misgurnus anguillicaudatus (oriental weatherfish)
Lineage: Eukaryota; Metazoa; Chordata; Actinopteri; Cypriniformes; Cobitidae
Source: RefSeq, a predicted model, not a curated record